CCCUAACUUCAGAGUUUCAAAGUGCUCUCAUCCCAUUUCCACCUGAAACCCUUAAUUCUCCUUCAUAAAUGGAAGACGGAGAAGUUAUCCGGAGAUCUUUGGACUCAAACUCAAUGGAGUCGGCCACGCUUGGGCGGGUAAUGAGUACUUUGCUUAAUGCCCGCCCGAAGAAGCUGGAGGAGGCAAUCUCUCGCUUUGAUUCAGCUCCAAAGACAGUUUCGAUGGAGGAGUCACUUCGGAUUCUUCACAAGUACCUCAGAGAUGGAGCUCAAAAUCUUGAAUCAUUGGAUCAGAUUAUUGUUCCCAUGCUUGAACAUUCUUUGAAGGUUAAAGAGUCAAAGCAUGGGAACCAAGCCAUGGUACUUCUGAAUUGGCUUUUUCAAGAUGAACUGAUUUUCCAAGCAAUUGCAGUGAAUCUUGCUGGAAUUAUAGAGAGAAAAUGUGACAAAUUUAUUGAAUUAGGGUGGUGUACUCUUGUACGUUGCCUUGUAGAGUAUGAGACCACCAUGGCCAAGCAUUUGAACAAUGGAAUAAGGGAAAACUAUUACUCUCUUCUGAAGCUAUUGUCGCCAUGUAUUGCACGUCUUACUUAUAUUGUCUGUAAUACAAGCACAUUGCAAGAUGGUUUUGAGCUACCAACUCGCCUUUCCAUUGCUGCUACUGAUUGCAUAUUAGCUUUGACUCUAGCAUUCACCAAGAAUGAACUAAUUCCUAACAGUUCAAGUAGAAGGCCAAAAUCGUUGUCCACCACCCUACUGGUUACACCUGCAGAUGCUCCUUGUAGUGAGAAAAAAGGAAAAUCAACCAGCAUCUCUACUCAAGGAUCUGAUGUUGAAAUGAAUGUAGAGCUCUGGAAUCAUUUAGAUGAACUGAUAGUUCUUGUGCAGAAGCUCACCGCUUGGAGCAGUGUAAGUCGUUGGUUACAUGCCAAAGGGUUGGAAAGAGUGCUAAAGUGGUUGCAAGAUAUAAAACAGAAUUAUGCUUGCAUACAAGAUGAGGCUGGCAUCCUAAUAGAUAAGAGUGAAGUGUUGCUUCUUUCUUCUUGUUGGAAGUACUAUGGUUGGCUGUUGCACUUAGAAAACCAUAAGUUCUCUCAGCACUACAUGGAUUUCUUGGAUCAGUAUCUAUCUGGAAUUCAGUUCUAUGCAGACAAUUUCACGGACGAACAUGCUGAGAAUAAAGAGAGUGGAAUAGACACUGUUAAGUUUUUUCUUAACUGUACAACCCUUCUUUUGGGACAUUGUAAUGCAAAGCAAUUUGAGAAUGCGUUAUCAGACUAUGGAUCUCAGAUGUCUCGCAUGCUAAUCUCUCAGUUCCAUUGUUUGGAUGAAGACGUCAUUGAAGCUGCAGCUUGCAUCUUCAGGGCAGUGUUAUUUAGGUCCAAUUCAUCUUUGGAAACAACCAGCCUCACUAGAACUUCAAAUGAGAUGAAUACUGUACUACCUUUGCUUUUAAACCUUUUGGAUGAACGAGAUGGUAUAGCCAAAGCCAUUGUUAUUCUAAUUGCAGAAUACUGCUCCAUAAGUACAGAUGAUCAGUGCCUCAAUGGACUUCUAAGGCGUCUGGCAUCUGGAACUGUUCUGCAGCGGAGGAAUGCUAUUGGUGUUAUUUCUGAGAUUUUCAGGAUAACGCCAGACUUGAUAAGUACCCAAGGAGAUGUUGCUAACCAUUUGCUAGAUCGCCUUGGAGACGAAGAAUCUGCAAUUAGAGCACAUGCAUUUGAUUUGAUCCCAAAACUGGAUCCUUUAUUUGUUUUGCCUGUAUUGGUUCAUCAUAUUUACUUCUCACAUGGAAGCACACAGUCCUCUUGUAGUAGUUCUAUGCUUGCAGUUCUAAGAUUGCAUGCUGGGAAGUUUGAAGUCGUAGGUACACUACUAGACUGUCUCAGCAAACUUUGCCAAGAUCAAGAUAUUGAAGAGGAUUCAGAUCAUUUUGGAAAAGCAGGUAAAAAGUUGGAUGCUGAUUUAGUACUGAGCCUGACUCCAAAGUGGUCAACAGUUCAGAGCUGGAAUAUGUUGAUUGAACCAUUAAUUGAUAAAAUGUUUGCGGAGCCCUCAAAUUCGGUAAUUGUUCGAUUCCUAUCUUAUAUAAGCGAACACCUAGCAGAAGCUGCAGAUCUAGUCUUCCAUCAACUGCUAUUACAUACAAACCAGCAGAAAGAGCGUGAGAUUGAUGCCUCUGAAAUAAAUGAUUUUAUGUUCGAUCAUCUUUGCCCACUACUUAUUAUUAGGAUUCUUCCCCUAAGUGUUUUUGACAAUCUCAAUUCUUCAGUGCUGUAUGGAGGUCUUCAUAACUUGUCUGUGGAACAAGAUAUUGGCGGCUAUCUUUUGAAUGAUUCUGAUUCUGUUGGGGCAUACCUCCUUAAUAGUGCGAUUAAGAAGACUGAAUAUGAAGAUGUCCGGAAACUUGCAGCUGAGCUGUGCGGUAGGCUUCAUCCACAGGUGCUUUUCCCUGUUAUUGCUAUACAAUUGGAACAUGCUUGCAGAACUCAUGAUACUCUGAAGAUAAAAGCUUGCUUAUUUUCAAUUUGUACAUCAUUGGUGGUGAGAGGCAAGGAUUCAAUCUGGAACCCUUCAGUGAUGAGAAUCAUUGGUGUAAUAGAAUCAAUUCUAUCAUGGCAUUCACUUGAUGGAGAAGAUGUAUUAAAAGCACAGCAUGGCUGUAUUGAUUGUCUUGCACUUUUGAUAUGUGCUGAACUACAAUCUCCCAAGUCAUUUAAAGAUCGAAAUGCAAACAGAGUAAACCUUGUAAAUAAUCAAACCAAUAAAGGAGGAACUACUUCUUGGAAUUCUGUACUUAAUUAUGUCAUCCAUCAGUUAGCUCCCAAUGAUAUCACUAGUGAGUUUAGUGAAGAACUGAAAUCUCCUUCAUUUCGGCUUUGCAUGGCUAAUGUUCUCAUCAGUGCUAGCCAGAAGGUCUCAGACACGGGGAAGAAACCCCUUCUUCAUAGAAUCUUUCCUCAUUUGUUCCAUUUUCUGGGGGUGACAACAGAACCAGAUAUAAGAGCAGCUUGUAUCCAAGUCUUGUUUUCUCUUGUUUUCCAUAUGAAGUCUUUCAUUUUUCCAUAUUCUUCUGAUCUUCUCAAGAUUGCACUGAAAUAUCUGAAAGAAGGAUCACAGCAGGAGAGGAUUGCUUGUACUCAUCUGUUGGCAUCUCUAAUGGCGAGCGAAGAAUCAAUCGUGGAGAAUAUUGCAGGAGGAUUACUUGAAGCAAGAACAUUACUUGUGAGUGUAACAUCCUCAGAUCCUUCGCCAGAAGUUCGUCAAUCGUGUAAAAAGCUGCUUACAUGCUUAACUUCAUCUUGAUAUCACAUGCAAAAUCCGUUUCAGUUGUACAGUGAAUCAAAUAAUUUGGAAUGUUAAAUGGACCUUUUAAGUACUGCAAACAGGUUUAUACUUGCUGCUUAGAAGAAAUGUUCUUUAUUUUAAGGUUUUAUCAGAGUUAUUAGCCCAUUGCAGCUUUCAUA
This is a messenger RNA of Impatiens glandulifera, 3466 nucleotides long. RefSeq lists its product as uncharacterized. Lineage: Eukaryota; Viridiplantae; Streptophyta; Magnoliopsida; Ericales; Balsaminaceae. The record is from RefSeq and is a predicted model, not a curated record. Bases 69 to 3305 code for a protein of 1078 amino acids. The transcript has 24 exons.